AUGAGGGCCCUGCUCCUGACCCUUGGCCUCGUUGCCUCCCUGCAGGCCCAGGUCGCCCCAGUCUUGGACAGCUCGACUGAGGACGUGUCAGGAAAGUGGUAUCUGAAGGCCGUGACCACAGACCAGGACGUUCCCGGGAAGGACCAGGAGUCGGUGCUGGCCAUGACCUUCAGCGUCCUGGAGGGGGGCGACCUGGAGGCCAAAGUCACCUCGCAGGCUGAUGGUCGGUGCCAGGAGACGAGCCUGUUCCUGGAGAAAACCGACGAUCCCGGCAGGUACACGGCCUACGGAGGCAAGCGUGAGGUGUUCAUCUUACCGUUGCGGGUGCGAGACCACUUCAUCCUGUACUGUGAGGGCGAGCUGGCUGGGCGGCAGAUCCGCAUGGCGAGGCUUCUGGGUAGAAAUCCUGACGUGAGCCCAGCGGCCCUGGAGGCCUUUAAGAAAUACGCACAGCGCAAGGGCUUGUCCCCAGAGGACGUCUUCACACCUGAGCAGAUGGAAAUCUGCGAGCCUGCAAGUGACUAG
Messenger RNA from Rangifer tarandus platyrhynchus (Svalbard reindeer), 525 nucleotides. NCBI's taxonomy places the organism in Eukaryota, Metazoa, Chordata, Mammalia, Artiodactyla, Cervidae. The record is from the annotation of a GenBank genome assembly.